Messenger RNA from Ceratotherium simum simum (southern white rhinoceros), 2392 nucleotides. It is a transcript of the gene ADAM21, whose product is annotated as ADAM metallopeptidase domain 21. Lineage: Eukaryota; Metazoa; Chordata; Mammalia; Perissodactyla; Rhinocerotidae. Gene Ontology annotation, molecular function: metalloendopeptidase activity. The record is from RefSeq and is a predicted model, not a curated record. Gene Ontology annotation, cellular component: external side of plasma membrane; sperm head plasma membrane; plasma membrane. Gene Ontology annotation, biological process: male gonad development; proteolysis.
ACAGAUGGCUCCAUAAUGGCGGCUGGUGAGGCUGAGGUGUCCAUGAGAGUUGUUCUCCUCCUGCUCUGGCUUGGGGUGUCUCUGUCCCCUUCUGACCUCUCCCAGGCUGGGUCCUCCCAAUGCCUCAGCUUUCUAGAAGUGGUGAUCCCCUUGAAGGUGACCAACAGGGGCAGAGGUGCAAAGGCUCCAGGCUGGCUCUCCUACAGCCUGCAGUUUGGGGGCUGGAGACAUGUUGUCCACAUGAGGGUCAAGAAGCUCUUGGUUUCCAGACACCUCCCGGUGUUCACCUACACAGACCAGCACGCUCUCCUCCAAGAUCAGCCUUUUGUUCCUGAUGACUGCUACUAUCAUGGUUAUGUAGAGGGGGUCCCCGAGUCCCUGGUUGCCCUCAGUACCUGUUCUGGGGGCUUUCGUGGAACACUACAGAUAAAUGACCUUGCUUAUGAAAUCGAGCCCAUCAGGCACUCUAGCACAUUUGAACACCUGAUUUAUAAGGUAAACACUAACAAGACACAAUUCCCACCUAUGAGAUGUGGCUUAACAAAGAAGGAAAUAGCACACCAACAGUUGGAAUUUGAAAAGGCUGAGAAAUCAACUCUGAAACAAAAUUCUGCUAACUGGUGGACCCACUCAUUGUUUCUGGAGCUGGUUGUGGUGGUAGAUCACAAUUUCUUCAUUUACUCCCAAAGUAACUUCUCAAAGGUGCAGGAGGAUGUUUUUCUUAUUAUCAACAUAGUGGAUUCCAUUUAUCAGCAGUUGGGUACAUAUGUGAUUUUGAUUGGGAUUGAGAUUUGGAAUCAUGAAAAUGUUUUCCCAAUGAUAAACAUAGAACAGGUUCUGGAGGAUUUCUCUCAGUGGAAACAAAUCAGUCUUUCCCAGCUACAGUAUGAUGCUGCACAUAUUUUCAUAAAAAAUUCACUUAUACCUGUACUUGGUAUAGCCUAUGUUGCAGGAAUAUGUCAUCCUCCUAUUGAUAGUGGAGUUAAUAAUUUCCAAGGAGACUCUUGGUCUCUUUUUGCCCUCACGGUGGCCCAUGAGUUAGGUCAUACUUUGGGUAUGCGACAUGAUGAAGAAUUCUGUUUGUGUGGACAAGGUGGUUGCAUCAUGAAUGCUGUCAGAGUGCCAGCAGAGAGAUUCACCAAUUGUAGUUAUGCAGAUUUUACAAAGACCAUCUUAAACCAAGGAUCAUGUCUGCACAGUCCUCCAAGUCCAGGGGAAGUCUUUGUGCUGAAGCGCUGUGGGAAUGGUGUGGUUGAAGGAGAAGAAGAAUGUGACUGUGGAUCUAUAAAGCAAUGUGAACAAGAUCCCUGUUGUCUGUUGAACUGCACUCUGAGGCCUGGGGCUGCUUGUGCUUUUGGGCUUUGUUGCAAAAACUGCAAGUUCAUACCACCAGGAGAACUCUGUAGACAUCAGGUCAAUGAAUGCGACCUUCCAGAAUGGCACAAUGGGACAUCCCAUCAGUGCCCAGAAGAUGGAUAUGUGCAGGACGGGAUUCCCUGUAGUGACAGUGCCUACUGCUAUCAAAAGAGAUGUAAUAACCAUGAUGAUCAGUGCAGGGAGAUUUUUGGUGAAGGCACAAAGAGUGCAUCUCAGAAUUGCUAUAAAGAAAUCAACUCCCAGGGAAGCCAUUUUGGCCACUGUGGUAUAAGUGGCACAACAUACUUAAAAUGUAAUACUUCAGAUAUCUUUUGUGGGAGGGUUCAGUGUGAGAAUGUGGGAGACAUUCCCCAUCUGAGAGAUCACUCUACUUUGCAGCACACUCAUAUCAAUGGUGUCACCUGCUGGGGUAUCGGCUAUCAUUUAGGGACAGACACACCUGAUAUUGGUGAAGUGAAAGAUGGCACCAUGUGUGGGCCAGGAAAGAUCUGCAUACGCAGGAAGUGUGUCAGUCUGUCUCUCCUGUCACAAGUCUGCCUGCCUGAGACCUGCAACAUGAAGGGGAUCUGCAAUAAUAAACAUCACUGCCACUGCACCUAUGGGUGGUCCCCACCCUACUGCCUGCACAGAGGCUAUGGAGGUAGUGUUGACAGUGGCCCAGCAUCUGCCAGAAGAGGAGUUUUCUCGCCACUCGUUGUGAUUCUUAGUUUAUCUGUUUUGCUUUUACUGUUGACUGCUUUAUUUAUGUACCGUCUAAAACAUUUUGGUCCCAAGGAGACUAAGUCUCAUUCUUCAGGUUAAGAAAAUGCCUCUAAUUUAACAUCCUCUGCGUUAUUAACUUUUAGUCUGUUGGCAGUAGAAAUGUUACUACAUGUCUAAAACUGAGCACAUUUCUGACAGUUUACAGAGAAAUACAGAGAACUUCCCUUCUAUCAGUAUCAGAAACAUUGCCAUCAAGCAAAGGUAAUUCCUAACAUCCUCCUAUCUACUGUUCAUUGUUGUAAGCAGCAAAUAA